GUGCAGGAUAUAAACAUCACAACAGAACAGAUCUGAUCGCCUGUGAAGUGUAUUAUGUCAGCAGACAUUUAGAGUCAUUUUGCGUUUGUGUAACAAUCCCAACUAUAUCAGCAAUAGCAUUUGCGCGGUGUAUCUGUGCAGAUCGCUCAUCAAGUCCUGAGGAAUGGGUUUGUUAUCGGAAGGUUCGCCUUUGACUUGGGAAGAGACGAAGCGACACGCUGAGCAUGUUCGUAAGCAUGGCAUCAAGCAGUUUAUCACUCAGUACAAGAAAUUAAAAGGACGAACCCGUGAUGUUCUUUACUGGGGAGACGAGGUUGAGUACAUGUUGGUGAAGUUUGACCACAGCAAGAAGAAGACCCAGUUGUCUCUCAAAGCUCAGGAUGUCCUUCAGGCCCUGGUCCAGAGGCAGACUAAGGACUACCCAGCAACUUGGCACCCUGAGUAUGCCGACUACAUGGUAGAGGGCACUCCAGGCAAACCAUAUGGCUGUCUCAUGGCUCACUUCAACCUGGUGGAAAGAAGCAUGAAACUGAGACGGGAGGAGAUCCAAUCGCUGCUUGAGCCAGAUGAGGAAGCCAUGUCCAUCACAGUCUUUCCCAGACUUGGGUGUCCCAAUUUCACUGUGCCAACAUAUGAGCCCACGCCAACAUCUGGGGCUUCACGAUCUCUCUUCUUCCCUGACGAAGCCAUCAACAGUGGUCAUCCACGCUUUAAAACUUUAACAAGGAAUAUAAGGGAACGUCGUGGAGAGAAAGUAACCAUCAAUGUACCAGUGUAUAAGGACGUCAACACGGAAGAUCCAUUUAUAGAAGACUUUUCUGUCCUGGGAGACGAUGGCGAGGCUCAGAGAGCGGCCAAACCAGACAACAUAUACAUGGACUGUAUGGGCUUCGGCAUGGGCAACUCAUGUCUUCAAGUGACCUUCCAGGCUUGCAACAUCGACGAGGCUCGACUACUGUAUGAUCAGCUGACUACACUGUGUCCCAUGCUGUUGGCUCUGAGUGCUGCUUCACCCAUUUUCCGGGGCCAUCUUGCAGACAUUGAGGCACGGUGGACUGUCAUCGCCCAGGGCGUGGAUGAUCGUACCAGGGAGGAGCUUGGCCUUGAACCUUUGAAAGAAAACAAGUUCUGUAUCAACAAGUCUCGCUAUGACUCGAUUGACAGCUACCUGUCGCCAGGAAGUGCCUGUUACAAUGACAUCGACAUGGUGUACGACAAGGAUCUCUACCAACAGCUUCGCGAUGGAGGUGUUGAUGAACUGUUGUCACGCCAUCUUGCCCACCUGUUUAUACGAGACCCAAUCUCCCUGUUCAGUGAAAAGAUUGACCAGAAUGACGACGAGGACACUGACCAUUUUGAGAACAUCCAAUCCACCAACUGGCAGACCAUGAGGUUCAAGCCGCCCCCACCCAACUCAGACAUAGGAUGGAGGGUGGAGUUCAGACCCAUGGAGGUCCAGCUGACAGACUUUGAGAAUGCAGCCUAUGUAGUGUUCAUCGUGCUCCUCACUCGAGUCAUCCUCACAUUCAAACUCAACUUCCUCAUCCCCAUCUCAAAGGUUGAUGAAAACAUGAAGACUGCCUCCAAGAGGGAUGCAGUGAGACAGGGCCGGUUCUACUUCAGGAAAGAUGUUGUCACAGAUUGCUCCCCACCGGAGGCUGCAGAGUGCAUGGUGAACUGUGAGAAGGCUCCCUGUAAAUGUAUUGCCGAUGAAUACACGUUGAUGAGCAUUGAUGAAAUCAUCAAUGGCAAGGGAGAUUUUGUUGGCUUGUUGUCCUUGAUGAACAAGUACAUGGACAGUGUGGAGACCGAUGUGGACACUCGCUGUACUGUCCUCCAGUAUCUGCAGCUCAUCUCCAAAAGAGCCUCAGGUGAGUUGAUGACAACGGCACGAUGGGUUCGUGAGUUGGUCAACAACCAUCCAGAUUACAAACAUGACUCCGUCGUGUCCGACAGCAUUGCCUAUGACAUUCUGUCCAAAUGUGCUGCCUUUUCACGAGAAAGUACCGAUGUGCCAGAACUUUUAUUUUCCUAUUCAACUAAAUCUGCUGAUACCAUUCCAUUGGCUGUGUCCAAGGCACAGCAGUACUACCAGGAGAAGAGUAAGAAGAAGUAGAAACAGGAAGUUAAGAAGUAUUUCCCCUUUUGGUUUCAAGCGAUGGUGCUAUGGUUUGGCCACAUUAGCAUACAACGGUUCAAUCAGGAAGCCUGCUUUUAUAGAUAUAUGAAAACAGUUUCAGUUCAUCAAUUGUUGCAUUGCUCAUGAUGGACUUUCAAAUCAAAAUAAAAAAUAUUUGUAACUGAUGAAGAUAUGUUUAUGUAAACAUGUAGGAUAUUAAUUUUAGAUGGCAUUAUAGUUAGAUUAUUUACAAUCAUUAAAUUAAUAUGAGUUUGAAAUUAAUGCAAAUGAUGUCAUUUUCCUAUGUUGACAUUAUUAAAGUGGGCCACUAUUGGUGGUAUGAAGGAGUUAAAUGAACCACCUUGAUGCCAUGGUAUACAUAGCAACAGACCCAGUGGGUGGAUGUUGUCCGGCAGUAAUUGCAGUGUUUCUCACCUGGUGUGACCAGUUGUAGCUGUUCAUCAAGUGGCUACAACAGAUGCAAUUCUUGUAUGGUGGCAUCUUGGUUUUGAGAAACCUUGUCAAAUAAUCUCACAGUUGCAAAAUGGUGCUCAGCCACAAAGUGAAAAUGUCCAGGAACAGCCAUUGUGGUGAAUAUCUAACACUAUUAGGCC
This is a messenger RNA of Haliotis rubra (blacklip abalone), 2733 nucleotides long. RefSeq names its product glutamate--cysteine ligase catalytic subunit-like. The record is from RefSeq and is a predicted model, not a curated record. The coding region runs from base 164 to 2116 and encodes 650 amino acids. NCBI's taxonomy places the organism in Eukaryota, Metazoa, Mollusca, Gastropoda, Lepetellida, Haliotidae. Gene Ontology annotation, molecular function: glutamate-cysteine ligase activity. Gene Ontology annotation, cellular component: glutamate-cysteine ligase complex. The transcript is spliced from 16 exons. Gene Ontology annotation, biological process: glutathione biosynthetic process.